This is a messenger RNA of Haliotis rubra (blacklip abalone), 1172 nucleotides long. Its product is annotated as ankyrin-3-like. The record is from RefSeq and is a predicted model, not a curated record. The coding region runs from base 69 to 1172 and encodes 367 amino acids. The transcript has 5 exons. Gene Ontology annotation, molecular function: protein binding. Lineage: Eukaryota; Metazoa; Mollusca; Gastropoda; Lepetellida; Haliotidae.
CCAACUCUAGCUCUUUUCAACUGCGCAUUAUAUACCAAGGAGACGAGAUUUGUUUUUAGAUCUGUGUCAUGGAUUCCCUGAAACGAAAGAAGAAAGCUCUCCGACCUAAGUCUGUCCCAAAGACAAAAAGAAGCAGACCUAGAGAAAAACAAGGUCCGAAUAUAGAAAAUUGGAUAGUUCAAGGUGCAAGAGAUCAUGCAAGUGCCGGAAGCCAACAUGUUUCUGGGAUAACAUAUAAUAAUGACAUUAAAAAUUAUUACACAGACAACAUAUUUCACGCAACACCCGAGGGACUGUCUGAGUCUCUAUCUGCCAGAGACAGAAGAAGAGCUCCAAAUAUUGAACACCAUGAGACAUCAUCUCGGCGAGAUACCAUCAUUCAAAAACACCCAAAUCAAAUGUUCAACAAAGCUUGCUUUGAGGGAAAUAAUAAUCGAGUGAAACAACUCAUAUCCAAAGGAGAAGUGGAUAUCAAUAACGUAAGCCCGGGAGGAUUUACACCCGUGAUGAUUGCAGUAUCUAAAGGACACAAACAAGUUUUCAAUACUUUACUGAAAGAAAAGUGCGAUCUUUCAUUGAUGUUAGAUAAUGGUGACGAUAUACUUCAUGUGGCAUGUUCUGGCAGCAAUGCUGAUAUUGUCAAAGGGUUGGUUUCAAAUGGGGAAAUAAGUCUUGAGAGAAAGGACCUGUCAGGUAAAACUCCGCUGAUGAAAGCAGCGUGCAGUGGAAAUAGGAAAGCGUUUGACUUACUAGUAGAUGAACAAUGUAAUUUGACGUCAAUAGAUUAUAACGGGAACACCAUGCUUCAUGCUGCGUGUUCUGGUGGGUCCGUGUUUAUCGUAAACUAUCUCCUGAAUCAUAAGGUAGCUGGCCUAGAGAGUAGAGGUGAAGAUGGGGAGACCCCAGUGAUGGUGGCGGCAAAGAACGGACAGAAGCAAGUGUUUGAUAUCCUUGUGAAGAAAAGAUGCAACCUGUCAGUUGUGGAUGAUCUAGGUGACACUGUUCUCCAUGCUGCAUGUUGUAGUGACAGUGUGGAUAUGGUCACAAACCUUCUGUCAAAAAAGAUGGUCGACAUUGAGAGCAGAGGUGAGGAUGGGUUAACACCAGUUAUGUGCGCAGCAAUGGAAGGGCAGACCGAGGUGUUCAAUGCACUGGUAAGUCAGGGGGUGUGA